Messenger RNA from Fusarium sp. VM40, 1824 nucleotides. NCBI's taxonomy places the organism in Eukaryota, Fungi, Ascomycota, Sordariomycetes, Hypocreales, Nectriaceae. The record is from the annotation of a GenBank genome assembly.
AUGUCUUCUCGAGGCGUUCCAGAAGUCCUCUUCAAAAAGGUGGACGAGUACGUCGACUCUCUCGCCCCUCAGAUCCAACCCCGCAUCACCUCCGAGCUCGAAACCUUUCAGCAAAAGACCAUCGACAGCCUGGAGGAUAAGGUCGUCGACGCCUUCCGCUCGCUCUUCAACAAAGACAAGGAUUCUUCUUCGGGUUCGAGGGGCUUGGAUGACUCGGCGCCCGAUGCUUACGGUGGCCAGUCGUUGCCGUUUGCGGACGAGAUUGCAAAGUUGACCAGGAGCUUUACGAAUAUUACUGAUGAGGCAAGCGAUGACCUGCGCGACAUUUUCGAUAUAACCGAGGGACGAAGCGGUGGUGGACAGACUGAUACAAGGGCUCUUGGGGGAGACUCUUCCCGUGGUGGUGGAGCAAAGGGUUUCCUAUCGUUUGCCAUCGACGCCGUCCAGGACCAUCUCGAGAACAACAAUGGCAAAGGCGGAGGCGGAGGUCAAGGCUUCGAACUCGACGGUCUUCUCGGCAUCAUCAGCGGCACCGUGAAAGAUGCAGCUCGCAACCCCGAAGAAAAAGCCCGCAUGAUCAGCCCCGAGAUCAAGGAGCAGGUCGGCGCAAAACUCCGCGAACAACACGCCCCCAUCGCCGAACAAUUCACCCGCAUCGCUCUCGACCACAUCAAGCGCUGGCUUCGAGGAAACACGAGUACAAAGGAUCUGGGAGACGGUGUCAAGGGCGAGAUCGAGGACCAGGUAAAGGAUCUUGUCAAGGGAAUUGGUGGCCUCUUUGGGAACAAGAAGCAGUCCAGUGUGGGAUCUGCAAGAGGGUUUGGUGAUCAAGAUCGUGACCGAGCUGACGGUGAUGGAGAAAGUGGUGGCUUUUCAAAGGUCAUCAGUGAUAAACUAAGCACAGGUAUCGCACGAGUCCACAGAGAAGUCCGUCUCGAAUUCCGCAAGAUCCUCGGUGGUAUCGAGAAGCAACUCUUCGAACUGCUCCCCGACCAAUUCCAACGUCCUCUCGAAAAGAUCCUCGGCGGCAACCCCUUCGACGCACAACUCGACCGCGACGCCGGCCCAGGCCAUUCAGCAGAUCGUGGUUUCGGCGACGAUAUCAAGGCCAAGCUGGUCAACAAGAUCCGCGGCCUUGUUCGAAAGGUCCAGGAGACGCUGCGCGAAAGCAUCCUGGGCGUCGUCAACGGAGGACAUCGCAAGUUUGAGCGCGAGAGCUGGGUGUUUGUGCAGAAGACGGUGGAACAGAAGGUGCAGAAGUAUCUGCCCAAGGUCAAGAUCACUGUGCCUGAUGAUAUCGGGAAUGAGGGCGUCAGUGUCGGUGCGCCUACGGGGGCGCAUCUCGGUGGCUCGAACCAGCCUGUGCCGGCUUCACAGGGUGGCCACUCGGGGCAGGGAGGAUACGCGCCUCCGCCUCAGCAGGGACAGGAUUACCAGCAGCCGUAUAAUCCCCCUCCACAGUUCCAGCACGACUCCCGGCCGGAUCAACAGCAGAGUCAGGAUUACAGACCUCAGGGUCACGAUGAUUACAGACCGCAAGGACACCAGGAGUAUCGCCCACCACAGGGGCAGUCUCACCAAGAGUACAGGCCGCAGCAAGAGGGAUAUCGACCGGAUGAGUACAGGCCUCAGCAGCAUCAGCAGCAUCAGCAGCACCAAGAGUACCAUCCUGAUCAAUACCCCCCGCCGCCGUCGGGUCACUCUGGUGGCUACCAGCAGAAUCAGGGUUACCAGCAAGACCAAGGGCACCAACAGAACGAAGGGUACGGACAGAACCAAGGGUAUGGACAAGGCCAGAGCUAUGGAAACAACCCUCGCUACUAA